Molecule: messenger RNA, 1482 nt
Organism: Penaeus indicus
Lineage: Eukaryota; Metazoa; Arthropoda; Malacostraca; Decapoda; Penaeidae
Exons: 6
Source: RefSeq, a predicted model, not a curated record
ACGACGCGGGGCGGAUUCAUGGCACCUCUCGUUUUGUAGGAACCGUGGGCCAAUCCUUAUUUAUUUUAUCCGUUUUUAUAAACAUGGCAGAACUAAAUAGGACUAAGGAUGCAGUGACAGGUAGUCCGUCUUAUCCAGAGGGUAAAGCAGUGUGUCCGAAACCCCCAGAGGAAGGGAAGAACCCAGACGUAACCGUAAUCCCCACCCCAGAACCUUUACAAAUCAAAGUGAAUUCCGAGCACCAUGUGUAUUUGAUAGUAAAUGAGAAGGAAAUUAAUGGAACGGAAAAUACGUUAACGAUUGACUCUGAAAGUGUCAGUGAUGAAGAAGGGGAGAAAGAGAAUGAAAAUGGGGACAAUCCAGCCAGUUCUGAAAAGGCCUACUCUACAAAAACUUUCGAUGAUGAUCUUACAAAUAAAGUUAAGCUUAUCAUUAAUAUAGAGGGAUUUAAAGAAGCUGGAGGCCUUUUGUAUAUUGGGUGCAAGAAUGAGGUUGAAAAGACUAAUCCAUCAAAAAUAUCAGAAUGGUUUACAGCCGAUUUCCUGAACCACCAUAGAAUCUAUGCCAUUAAAGAAGAGGAACCAUUUUUAUUAAGAGUUUUUACUAGAAAUCAUGAAUCUACUAAUCGUGGUAUCAGGAAGAAAGGAGGACGAAAGGUUAUGCUAAUGGGGAAGGAGGUUUUUGGAGAUGUGUUAUUUGCCUGUGGCCACUGUGGUUACAGGUCUCAUGAAGGGAGUAAUGUCAGAAGGCAUUUAAAGAAGUCAGUAUGUCUCAAGGAAAAAGGAUACUCAGAGGAAGAUUUGGUUGGGUUAGACAGAACAGAGCGGAGAAAAUUCCUAAGACGAGUGGCAGCUGCUAAGUUUAGAGCGAAGAAAAGAGCAAAAGCUAGCAAAGAGGAUGGUACUUCAGCAGUCAAUGGUACAGAAGUAACUGAACAACAGAAAACUAUGCCAAGCAAUUUUGGAUCAUAUUCAUUGCCGAUGGGCAUGACAAAUAACUCCUAUGUUGAGAACCUUGUUGAAAUUCAAGAAAGAUGUGGAUCUGAAGGAACAAACAGAAGUGGCACAGGGCUGACUCCACAAGUGCCUAACACAAUUGUAGUAAAUAGUUUGCCACCACCAAAAGUGAAGAGAAAAGCACCCAAGUAUAAAGCCCUUACUCUUGGCCCAGCUAUAGAACGGGAGGUAGUCCGGCGUGUGUCCUACGACAUUUUCACGGUGAAUGAAAACAAUGAGAGAAUAGCAUGGAAACCUCCAACAUGUCAUAAGGCAUCCCCUGGUGAUAGGACCUGCCAAAUUGUAUUCAAAGGAGCAAGAAUGAAGAGGAGGUGCAUGGACUUGCCUGUGCCAAUGGUGUUGAUAUACCGCAAGCUAGACUGCAAGACACAUCACUGCUGCUUCACUCUCUUUCACCCGAGUGCCCGCAUUGCCUUUAAAAAUGAUUCUGCAUCAAAGGCUUCUGUCAAUAUCAAGAUGUAUGGAG